Ylistrum balloti is the source of this 327-nucleotide messenger RNA. RefSeq lists its product as uncharacterized. Bases 1 to 327 code for a protein of 108 amino acids. The record is from RefSeq and is a predicted model, not a curated record. The transcript has a single exon. NCBI's taxonomy places the organism in Eukaryota, Metazoa, Mollusca, Bivalvia, Pectinida, Pectinidae.
AUGCCUCCGUACAAAAUGUCACCAGAUACACGACUUGUCACAUAUGAGCCUCCGUACAUAAUGUCACCAGAUACACGACUUGUCACAUAUGAGCCUCCGUACAAAAUGUCACCAGAUACACGACUUGUCACAUAUGAGCCUCCGUACAACAUGUCACCAGAUACACGACUUGUCACAUAUGAGCCUCCGUACAUAAUGUCACCAGAUACACGACUUGUCACAUAUGAGCCUCCGUACAAAAUGUCACCAGAUACACGACUUGUCACAUAUGAGCCUCCGUACAACAUGUCACCAGAUACACGACUUGGCACAUAUGAGCGUCUGUAA